This is a messenger RNA of Talaromyces atroroseus, 1047 nucleotides long. RefSeq lists its product as hypothetical. The transcript has 2 exons. The record is from RefSeq and is a predicted model, not a curated record. Lineage: Eukaryota; Fungi; Ascomycota; Eurotiomycetes; Eurotiales; Trichocomaceae. The coding region runs from base 1 to 1047 and encodes 348 amino acids.
AUGUUUCUCACUUUGAGCCGGGUCAUCCUUGCAAGUCUACCCUCGCGGGUCCUGAACAUUCUGGUUAGUCCAGGAGGAGAUGGAAACCUGCUAAGCCAAGUCGAUGAUACUCUCCUUACCAACGGCAUACACGUAGAGCUCACAUUUUCUUCCUUUGCUCUCAUUUCUAGCCAGCUGUUGAUUUCCGGCUUAGUUCGUUAUCUCCUUGGCCAUGUCGUGCCGACACUUUUGAUCGUGGAGAUUGCUCGAGCCGAUGGGACAAUUUCCGGCCACAACACACGGCCUGAGCUGACCUUCCGGUCCAUCCACAAGGCAAUACAUCGCAUCUAUCUUACGCAGAGCCUUUACGCAUUCUCUCGUGCGAUCGUGAUGGCUGUCUUCUAUCAUGUUGCUCUCUAUGUGAUCGGAGUUUGCUUAGAAAUUGCCAUUUUCAGGCACCAAUUGCUACGACCAUUGUCAUACGCCUGUUCCUCUGUCAUUUUGUCUAAAUUUCGUUUGAUCUGGACCGGUGCUACUAUCUCAGCACAUCGACUUGGAUCUUCUCCUUCGACAGAAGAUGCAAACCAAAGGAAAUGGAUACACUUGGCAGUCCCUAAUUUCAUAUAUGGGCUGUGCAAAGGCUUGAUGUAUGAGGCCCAGGAUCUAAUACAAGCGUCAUUGACUUCUUCUGAGGAUAUCCCACUUUCCGCGAGCAGACGCGCCGGGGGCGAGAUCCUUGCAGUGAUCGUCGUACUUUUAUUUCGUUUUCUGGGACUACUCCCAGCGUUUAUCACUCUCAUAUCGACCGAAGCAAGCCUUUUAUCGGGUAGCUUGGAAACGCUAAUUCCUUCCCCGAUAAAGCAGCGUGGAUCAACAAUAGCAGAGCUGCUUGGACCAGGACGCAAAACUCCUCCUCUUCCUCCGGGACUUGCUACAUUCAGCAGUGCAUUGAAGGCUUUCGGGGUGUCUCAGUUCUUUUGGCUGCUUGAACUUCAUUUGAAAAAGUGUUUCGUCCAGUUAGCAAUCGAGUUGCUCACUCUGCCACUUAUUCUCCUGGUCGUUUCUUAA